Molecule: messenger RNA, 3550 nt
Organism: Acipenser ruthenus (sterlet)
Lineage: Eukaryota; Metazoa; Chordata; Actinopteri; Acipenseriformes; Acipenseridae
Product: suppressor APC domain-containing protein 2-like
Exons: 6
Coding region: 199-1611 (470 amino acids)
Source: RefSeq, a predicted model, not a curated record
AAAAAAAAAAAAAAAAGUAUCGAGUAGGAUGCAGUUUUGUUCAUUUCAACACUAUUGAUAGAAAGCACGGGUAACAAGAGGAGUUCGCAACAUUGUGGCUGAGAGUGAGCCCACCCGGGAUAGCGUGUGCUUUAUGAUUUUAUAUUGGAAGACCAGAGAGGAACGGUUCAUCCCUGCAUUGUACUUGUAUGUGUGUUUAUGGCUUUGAUCGCCCCGGAUCGGAGUAGCAAAUUCUCAACAGCAUCACGCAUUACUGAGAACACAGCGAGCACAAUGCAGCGGAAAGAAGCCGACUUCUCCACAGACGGGCUGCCCAGAGCUUUCCUGCAAAGCCUCCGGACUCUGUUCGAUAUUCUGGACGACAGCAGACGGGGGUACGUGCACAUAUCGGAAAUUGAGUCCAGAUGGCAGGGCGCGGAGACCCGGGAGCUCCCGGGCGGGGUGCUGGAGUGCUUGCGGAAGGUCGCCCCGGCGCACGGCUGUCUGUCUUUCGAGCGCUUCGUGGCCGGGCUCCGUUUCUCUCUGCUGAACCCGGAGAACAAGCAUCAAGCUUCGCCGCUGAAGCAACACCAACAAGCACCGCGGCAGAAAACCCACCCCCACCCCCAACACGGGUCUACCGCGAACAGCAGCCGGGCCAACGAGAACUCGGGAAACAAAGUUCGGCCCCUGGGACCGAGCAACAGUAACGGACCGAACCCGCACCACACCCGCCCGAGGCACAACGAAAAGCCGCAGCCACACACCCUCUACUCGUCCUCCUUAACCGCUGAGCACCUCAACACCAUAUACCCCCCGGAUAGGAAGUCUGCGUCCCCGCCUGUACCUGGAGUGAGGUACGCUAGCAAUGGCAGGAGCCUGGAGCGGGUACCGGUUCUGCACGAAGCGGGUCCGUACCGAACCGGAAAGCAGCAGCAGCAGCGAGUCAGGUCAACCGAGUCCCUAGCUCUGGAAUCCGGGCAGACCCCCAAAUCAGGCGCACCCAUGCCGAGGUCCCAGAGUGAGACGGUGACGGGGCUGGCUGCGGUCCGGAGGCACGGCCGUGGGAGGGACGAGCAGCGCCGGCACACCAUCACCAACGGAGUGGACUACGGCAUGCUGAAGCGGAUGAAGGAACUGGAGCAGGAGAAGGACUCGUUGCUGCAGGGACUGGAGAUGGUGGAGCACGCGCGGGAGUGGUACCACCAGCAGGUCCAGGCCGUGCAGGAGAGGCAGAAACACAUGGGCAAGCACUCGAGCAGCAACGACUUCUCUGAAGCCAGUCAGAGCCGCCUGACCCACCUUCUGCCAAAACUGCAGGACGUGAACCGCUGCCUCGGUGACCUCAUGUCCAGCUCCGGACAGCCCUGCACCUCGUCCCCGAGUGCCCCGGACAGUCUGGCGCCCCCUGCUGCCUCGAACCCGCAGCACGCUACCUCCAGCCUGGCUAACCCGCACCAAGCCAUCAACAUGCUGAAGGAUCAGAACCGUCUGCUCACCAAGGAGGUGACGGAUAAGAGCGAGCGGAUCACCCAGCUGGAGCAGGAGAAGUCUGCGCUCAUUAAGCAGCUGUUCGAGGCACGAGCCCAGAGCAACCACGAGACCAGUGCCCUCGACUCCACCUUCAUCUGACACUGCACCUGACCAGGCUGGACCUGCACCUGAGCCAGCCUGGACCUACACCUGAGCCAGCCUGGACUGAACAACACUCCAGCCUCCCUCUGUCUAUCUCCCUCUCUCUCUCCCUCGCUUGUAUUCAAGGCUGCUUCCUCCUGUGGACUCUCUCUCCCUCCCUCUUUGUCAGUAUCCCUGUUUUUUGUGUUUUUUUUGCCAGUCUCCUGGUGGAAGUGCUUUUAACUCUUUGUUAGGCCACUUUUCUUUACACUACAGUUUCCAUUGCUUCCACUGAACACUGUGUACAAUACAGGUCCAGCCACUGCUGGGUCUCUGAGGGCUCCACUCACUGGCUGUACAACCCAGUGGAAACCCAGCAUUAGGUACUGAUUACCCCCCCCCCCCCCCCCAUCUCAGUCUGGAACGUUACUGCCCCCAUGUGGCAGCAUGUGGAAGAAACACACAUUAAGAAUGCUGUUCUUGAAGGAGGUAGACCUACAGUAACCCCUCACUGCACUGCACUCAAGUUUUAAUAUGCCUUGGAAAGGGCUUCUUUGAUUUUAAUGAGCUCUGAAUGAAUCCCCCCCAUCUCUCUCUCUCUCUCUCUCUCUCUCUCUCUCUCUCUCUCUCUCUCUCUCUCUCUCUCCGCUGUGCUGUCGGGUCAGGACCAGUCUCCUGUGUGGUACUGCUCGGUUCAGAGAGAGCUAGCCGGGCUCUUCCACAGGCUCCAGUCCAGAUUUUGCUGUGAGCUUUAUAAUCGAAUGUCUGGUUUUGACAAGGGGAGGGGUGUGAAGGAAUGCCUCCAUACAAACCAGUCUGUCAGCCAGCUCCCUAUCCUCUGCAGCCUACAUCAGGACUGACUCUCUGAGUCAGGCGUUGAACACAAUCUCUGACAUUCCAUGCAUUCUCACUGGAGAUCCUGCAUUACUCAGCCUCGCAGGACAUCAGCCUUAGGAAAGACUCCUACAGUAAAAGCACAGCAACCUGUAAUACAGCAACGUGUAAUAUGCUUUACCAGACCAGAGAGGCAUGGUAAAGCACAGAGAGGUCUGGUAAAGCAUAGGGAAGCAUUGUAAAGCACAGAGAGGUCUGGUAAAGCAUAGGGAAGCAUUGUAAAGCAUAGUGAAGCAUUGUAAAGCACAGAGAGGUCUGGUAAAGCAUAGGGAAGCAUUGUAAAGCACAGAGAGGUCUGGUAAAGCAUAGGGAAGCAUUGUAAAGCACAGAGAGGUCUGGUAAAGCAUAGGGAAGCAUUGUAAAGCACAGAGAGGCAUGGUAAAGCAUAGGGAAGCAUUGUAAAGCAUAGGGAAGCAUUGUAAAGCACAGAGAGGUCUGGUAAAGCAUAGGGAAGCAUUGUAAAGCACAGAGGUCUGGUAAAGCAUAGGGAAGCAUUGUAAAGCACAGAGAGGUCUGGUAAAGCAUAGGGAAGCAUUGUAAAGCACAGAUAGGUCUGUUAAAGCAUAGGGAAGCAUUGUAAAGCACAGAGAGGUCUGGUAAAGCAUAGGGAAGCAUUGUAAAGCACAGCGAGGCAUGGUAAAGCAUAGGGAAGCAUUGUAAAGCACAGAGAGGUCUGGUAAAGCAUAGGGAAGCAUUGUAAAGCAUAGGGAAGCAUUGUAAAGCACAGAGAGGCAUGGUAAAGCAAAUAAAAAAACAUGGCAAGGCAUGAUAAACUGGUAAUUUCAUAGUAAUUACCAUGCAGAAUGACGAUGCAGAAAUCCCAUGAUAAACUUGAACCCAAGCAGAGUACCCUCCUCUCUCUGUGCAGAGUACCCUCCUCUCUCUGUGCAGAGUACCCUCCUCUCUCUGUGCAGAGUACCCUCCUCUCUCUGUGCAGAGUAAGCUGUCUCACUCCUCCACUGGAUUCCUUACUUUUCUCUUUUUAAUAUUUUUGUACAAAAUUCACAUUGGUUUGUUUGUAUAUAAUAAUAAUAAUAAUAAUAAUAAACACUGUACAGAACUA